AUGAAUCAACAUCAGAAAAUCAAUGAUCUUAUAGAAACGGGUCGUGUGAGAAAGAAAAGGCGAUUGCAUUUACAGCGGACAAGUUAUAAAUAUCGUAUUGGGUUAGCUAAGAAAGAUGUAGAAAGAUUAACUGAAGCUGCUGACCACUGUUUAACUGAAGAAGAAAAUAUUGAAUUUGAAUGUAAUGAAUCUAUUAUUACUUCACAUAGCAAUGCAAAUCGACUAAAUACUGCUAUUACGACACACGAUGAUCAAUAUUCAUCAAGUCAAAAUCUACAUGAUGCAUCAAAUAUUGAAGAACAAAUCUUAACAUCAAAUCGUCAUUCAAGUAAUUCAAGCAUCGAUAAUAGUGAAACAGAUGAAUCGUUUAAUAUUGAAAUCGAAGACGAUGAUAAUAAUGGUAAAGAAGAUGAUUCAGAAUCAAUACAAAAUCCUACAAUUGUACUUCAUCGUAGCACAAAUGUCUUACUUGACGAUGCUUGCUUCGAUUUUUUACAACUUAUUCGUCGAUCCCAAAUAAGUAAGACAAAUGCAAAUAGGUGGUUAUUGUUCAUCAAAAGUCUUCUGCCUUUUCCGAACUCAAUUCCGUCAAAUAUAAAUGGUUUAUUAACUCACUUGAAUAUUUUCAAUUAUUUUCAAAAAAGAACUGUUUGUCUUUUAUGCCGAAGAAAUCUACAAGACAAUCAAACAAAGUGUGAUGAUUGUUCAAUAGCUGAUAAAACAAAUAUUGCUUAUGUUCUUGAUACUGAUGUAUUAUCUCUUUUAAAAACGACCGUUUCUCGAUUAGCGAAUGAAAUUCAAAAAUAUAAAGAUUAUUUUUUACAUUUUUCACAGAAUGAAGCCUAUGAUAUUCCAUUUGCUAAACGAUACAAAAACCUUGUAGUUCAAUAUCCAGGGGAAAAUCUUUUAUCUUUAAUUUUGCAUAUAGAUGGAAUAAGUCUCGUCAAAUCAACAAAGCUUAAACUAUGGUUAUGUAGUGCAUCUAUAGUCGAACUUCCACCGAACCUUCGAGUUCGACGAAAAAAUAUUAUUUUAUUAUCUAUGUACAUUGGAUAUACUGAACCAGAUAUUAUUCUAUGGCUUCAAUCAAAUUUACAAAUAAAUACACCAACAACACCAUUUCGUUUGAUUUUAUACGGGAUCAUUGGUGAUUGUCCCGCCAUGAAACUAAUCUUAAACAUGGUGGGUCAUACUGGAUAUUACUGCUGUUUUUAUUGUUUUAUUAAGGGUAUUCAUUCCAAAGAAGCUCGUAAACGACAAUACCCAUAUUCAUCACAAACACAACAAAGAACAACUAAUUCAUUUAUAACAAAUGGUAAACUUGCUGAAGAAAAUAAUUCCAACGUUUUUGGUCAUCUUGGUAAUUCUAUUUUACAAGGAAUCAUCGAUGUUCCACUUCCAUUUUCGAUAUUAAUUGAUUAUGCCCACGUGACACUGCUACGUCAUUUUCGUGGUGUCAUUCAAAAAAUUUCUUCAUCUCUAGCUCCUUCUGUUCGACAACAAAUUGAUGUAAAUUUACGUUCUCAAGCCUUUCCACAUAUAUUCAAUAGAAAACUCCGUGGUAUUGAAGAACUUUCAUUUAUAAAAGCUGUCGAGUUAAAAAAUUUACUUUUAUAUGCAUUUAUUCCUAAUUUUAUUGAUCAUUUAACAACCAAUCAAAUUGGCUUCUUAUCUUUAUUGGUAUUGGGUAUUCGAUUAAUUCAUGCGGAUAAAAUCUUUGGUGACAAUACAAGUUUACUAGCACAUGAAUUGCUUACCACUUAUUAUCGUGAUAACACUCAAUAUUUCCAUAAUCAUGUGAAUUUCGUUUUACAUUUGCAUGAACAUCUGGCUAGUUUAUAUGAUCAACAUGGCCCAUUAUCAAGUAUUAAUACAUUAGCUUUUGAAGAUUUUAUUGGAUAUGUUUCGAAAAAUCGAAAUGGUACUGUUUUUCAACAUGAUUUAUUGGCUUAUUAUUUUAAUAUCGACGUUCAUUUACGAAAUUCUAUGCAAGAAAAACAUUUGACAUCUGAUGGUCUGUUUGAUCUAUUUGUACUUAGCUCAAAGGAUAGUUCAUUUAAUGCAUUAGUUAAUUAUCAUGCAAAAAAGUGUUUAUGUAAUGUUAUGAUUAACUGUGUCAAAUAUUACCGUCGAUGCAUAAUAACAAAUAGUAUGGCUUAUUUUGACAACAAUACAUCAACACGUAAACAUCGAUCAACACAAAACAAAAUACCAGCUCGCUAUAUCUUGACACCAACUCCACCAUCAAGAAGAAACCAAAAUCCUAAUAAUGAAAAUAUUGAUCCGUAUUCAAGAAAGUUCACCACGCAAAAUGGUGAACAAUCAAACAAAAAAGUUAAAUUUCGUUCGGAUCUGUCUUUAUCAUCAAACAAAAGAAUUCGAAUUGCUUCCGAAGAUCCAGAAUCACAACAUUGUACUCAGGAACAAUUCGGGACAUACCGUCGUCGUUCACGUAGUAGAGCUAAAAGUUCGAAUAAAAAAUGUAGUUUAUUUGCAUCAAAUGUAACAUCGAAUUCGAAUAUUCUUGAUGUUGAUGACGAACGACAUGUUGAAAUUAUUAGUGAAAGUGAACACGACGAUUUUGAUGACAAUGAUGAACAUGACGACGAUGGCGACGAAGAAGAACAUAUUCAACAUAUGUUGAAUGAAGAACGAAAUGAGGAAGUUGAGAAUGAUAAUGACGAUGGGAAUUACCACGUCAAUCAACCACGACAAGUGCCUAAUGAUGCAAAUAUUUCAAAAAAAAAGACUUAUCGAACAAAUGAACACCAAACGAAGAAUUUUCAAUUCGAAUUUGGUCAAUUACGUACAGAUUUAGCCGAUGCUAUUUCAAAAUUAGUUAAUCGCGUUGAAACUCAUCAAGACAAAAUCGAAAAACAAUUCAAGAAUUUGUCGAAAAAAAUAAAUCAAACAACAGUCGAUUCUAGCUUAGAAAUGUAUCGUCGUGAUGGUGAAACAUUUUCUCGAACGCCCAGGUCGUGGACGUACGGCGGGAAGCGGCCGGAAAGCACAGGAAAGCGCUGGAAACUGGAAGCAGUAUUCCAGUUGGAAGUUACCGGAUUUUCUUCCUGUAGAU
This is a messenger RNA of Rotaria socialis, 3076 nucleotides long. The record is from the annotation of a GenBank genome assembly. Lineage: Eukaryota; Metazoa; Rotifera; Eurotatoria; Philodinida; Philodinidae.